Synchytrium microbalum is the source of this 1056-nucleotide messenger RNA. RefSeq lists its product as uncharacterized. The transcript is spliced from 12 exons. Gene Ontology annotation, cellular component: Cul4A-RING E3 ubiquitin ligase complex; nucleotide-excision repair complex. Bases 1 to 1056 code for a protein of 351 amino acids. The record is from RefSeq and is a predicted model, not a curated record. Lineage: Eukaryota; Fungi; Chytridiomycota; Chytridiomycetes; Synchytriales; Synchytriaceae. Gene Ontology annotation, biological process: proteasome-mediated ubiquitin-dependent protein catabolic process; transcription-coupled nucleotide-excision repair; protein polyubiquitination. Gene Ontology annotation, molecular function: protein binding.
AUGACGGCCAAUCUAUUAUCGGCUGGUACAGAUGGAUCAAUUCACAUCUUUGACUUGGACGCUACUGCUAAAAAGAAUGACAAGCUGGUGGUGUCGUCCAUUUCUCGAUUGCAAGGAGCACACAAGUUUGCGAUCUCUGGUGUGAAUUGGUUUCCUGGAGAUACAGGAAUGUUUACGACUGGCUCCAUGGAUGCUACUAUUAAAGUUUGGGACACGAACGCUCUAGAGAACAGGGUCUUGUCGCAUGCCUUCUCUCCGAUUGGUACAGUGCCAUGCUUGUUCACUUUUGAAGGCAAACGAGCUCAUAUUGUAACCACAUCUAUAGCGACUAGUCACACUUUGCUCGCAUGUGGUCUGGCAGAGCCACGAGUACGCUUGUGUGAUCUCAGAACUGGAGGUUCUGUGCAGGCUCUAACUGGCCACCAAGCUUCAGUAUUUUCUGUCAAAUUUUCCCCUAUAAAUGAGUGGUUACUUGUCAGUGGCGGUGCCGACAAGUCCAUCAGGUUUUGGGACAUUCGCAAGGCUCGGGCAUGUGUCUUGGCCCUUGAUUUGAACAAUUCAGACCGAACAACACCCAACUAUUUGGGAGAAGUGGAUGUUAUAGCUCACGAUGGCCUCGUGAACGGUCUUUGCUUUACGUCAAAUGGAAAGCAUCUUAUUAGUACGGCACACGAUGAGCGGAUUCGUCUGUGGGAUGUUUCGACGGGUCGAAACACUUUGACAAACUAUGGCCCUAAUUUACACAAUCGUGCAGCGAUUGAAACAUGUCCUGUAGUAACUCCAAUCAACAUGUGUCAUCCACCGUUAAUUUAUCAUCCUUCCGAUCAUCGCCAAGUACUUGUGUUUGAUAUGAUGACUGGUGCCCUCGUGAAGAGACUUCGUGGACACUUUGGCAGAGUGAAUUGUGUUGAAUUGCGUUCAGAAUUCCAGGAACUAUAUUCGGGGGGCAAUGACCAUGAGAUCCUAAUUUGGGCGCCUCCUGAAAAGGACGAGCAACCUCUGUUUCCUGAAGCACAUCAGGCUACUGCUGAUGCCUGGAGCGAUGAUGAGCGUUGA